AUGCUGAGGGGACGAAGGUUCCAAAGCGGGAUGGAGAAAAUUGUCGGCCGCUAUCGGCAGUUGAACACGACGCACACAACUGGAUGGUACCAGCAGAUUGAAGAGCUGCGUCGUGUCUCCGGUUCUCCAGUCCACGACUUCGCUACUGCAAACUCGAGCAAACCAAACGAACGCCUCGAUGAAGAGCAUGUUAAACACCGUAUUGGUCCAGUGAACCUGCGUCUCGAGUGUCGGCAUCCGUACUUCUAA
This is a messenger RNA of Phytophthora nicotianae INRA-310, 249 nucleotides long. RefSeq lists its product as hypothetical. The transcript has a single exon. The coding region runs from base 1 to 249 and encodes 82 amino acids. NCBI's taxonomy places the organism in Eukaryota, Oomycota, Peronosporomycetes, Peronosporales, Peronosporaceae. The record is from RefSeq and is a predicted model, not a curated record.